AUGGCUUCCAAGAAGACUAAGUCCGCCGCUGCCGGCGACGAUAUUGACGACCUCUUUGAUGGCAUUAGUGACAAUGUUGCUCCCCCCAAGAAGUCGCUCGAGAAGAAGCCCAAGCCUACCACCGCCGCCUCCAAGGCCAUGGCUGAUAACGACAUCCUGGCCGAGCUCGAGAAGGACCUCGAGCAACCCUCCCGUCCGCAUACGCCGCGUCUUAAGGAGACGGCAGCGAAGGGCAUUCCCAAACGUUCUGCGACCCCUACCACCGAUGACAAGUCGACUGCCCCCCGCAAGUCUACCGACAGCGCACGAUCUCUCCGCGCGAGCUUCACACCCAGUGCCACGAGCUCCGACCUGCAAGAACCUGAGAAGAGACCUGCUGAGCAGCUUGUCGCCGCCUCUUCGUCAGCUGCUGCUCCCGAAGCCGCGCCCGCUGCGGGAGGUGGUUGGUGGGGUGGCAUCUUUAACACGGCCACUGCUGCCAUGAAGCAGGCCGAGGCUGCUGUCAAGGAGAUUCAGAAGAACGAGGAAGCCAAAAAAUGGGCCGAACAAGUUCGAGGAAAUGUUGGUGGCCUCAGGGCUCUUGGUGACAACCUUCGCCAGCAAGCCCUUCCGACAUUCACAAACAUCCUUCAUACCAUUGCUCCUCCCAUCAGCUCCCACGAGAGACUCCUCAUCCACAUUGCCCACGAUAUGGUCGGAUACCCUUCCCUCGAUCCCUUGAUCUACGGCACCUUCUCCCGCGUCAUGUCCCAAGUGGAGGGCGGUGAGUUGAUGGUCAUUCAGAGAGGCCAGGAAACCCACAGCCGCAGAUACUCCAGCGACGGUGGCGCGGGCUGGAGAGACGGUCCUUGGUGGAGACAAUCUGACUCCCCGCGUGACCUGGGUCUGAUCAAGGGUCUGACUGAGGGCACGAAACUCUGCCGUGCUGGAGCUGAAGGUUACGCCAGCGAGUACUUUGCAGCCAACGGCGGUGUCGAGCAGGCUCGGCUACGUGCAACUGAGCCGGUGAGCGAAGACAAUCCGGUUCGCAGCUCCGACCUGUUCCUUGCCAUCCAGGCUGUGGGUACUACGGCCGACGCGGGUCUCUUUGCCCGUACGUCCGCUGUUGAGAAGGAGAAGGAGGCUUCGGCCGUGGCCGAGCAGGACGACGCCGACGAGAUGGUUUGCUUCGCCGUCUUCUGCCUCGACCCUGUCCAUGAGAUCGAGUACUCGGCCAUCAGCCAGUCCAUCCCGGCCAAGUGGAUCCGCUGGCUGGACGCCUCCAACCCGCUGACUCCUGCCAGUGGCGAGGACGGCCAGGAAGAUUUCCUGGGUCAAUCAAUUCCGGACGAGAUCCGUGAGAUUGUCGAGGGCGGUGGUGUCGAUCCCCGCGAGUGGGUCGCCGAGUGGAUCGAGGAGUUGCUGAGUCUGUCUGUGGGUGUUGUGGCACAGAGAUAUGUUGCCAGGAGAAUGGGUGUCGGCGAAGGAGGUAUCGGCAAGGGCAAGAGGCGUAUGGACGAGCUCGUCCAAGAUGGCGGUGGCGAGGCUGCUCGGGCUGGUCUCAUCUAA
Colletotrichum godetiae is the source of this 1548-nucleotide messenger RNA. Its product is annotated as maintenance of telomere capping protein 1. The record is from RefSeq and is a predicted model, not a curated record. Bases 1 to 1548 code for a protein of 515 amino acids. Lineage: Eukaryota; Fungi; Ascomycota; Sordariomycetes; Glomerellales; Glomerellaceae. The transcript is spliced from 2 exons.